Molecule: messenger RNA, 1200 nt
Organism: Vicia villosa (hairy vetch)
Lineage: Eukaryota; Viridiplantae; Streptophyta; Magnoliopsida; Fabales; Fabaceae
Exons: 1
Coding region: 88-681 (197 amino acids)
Source: RefSeq, a predicted model, not a curated record
AAAUAACAUUGUUCUCAUACCCUAAUUUGUUCAUCAAUAAUAUUUUACUCUCUAUACUCAACUCAAGUUUCUCUUAGAAAUAUUCAUAUGGCACCUCAUGGAGAUUCAUUACCUAGCUCAUUCUCUAGAACCAACAACAUUGUAUGCUCCAAACCACCAAAACCUAACUCAUCUGACCACAACAACAACAAUAACAACAUUCAAAGAACAAUCUCCGACAUAUCAUUCGCGUUAUCGAAAGAAGACUUCGAUUUAACACUUCCACCGAUAACCGAAGUUGAGGAUGUAAAGUGCGAGUGCUGUGGCAUGUCGGAAGAGUGUACACCGGAGUACAUAAAACGCAUACGCGACAAAUACUUAGGGAAAUGGGUUUGUGGUUUAUGUUCUGAGGCAGUGAAAGAAGAGUUGGAGAAAAAUGGAGGGAACAAAGAUGAAGCUUUGAGUGAACACAUGAAUGCAUGUGUUAGGUUUAACAAAUUUGGAAGGACUUUUCCUGUUUUGUUUCAAGCUGAAGCCAUGAAAGAGAUGCUGAAAAAGAGUAAAAUGGAAGGUAGAAGGGCUAACUCAUUCAACCCUAGAGAAAAAGGUGGCGGUGGUGAAAAGAAAGGUGGACUUGCUAGAAGUUCAAGCUGCAUUCCUGCUAUCACAAGAGAUAUCAACGAUUUCAAAAUUUCAAGUUAAACUUAACUUACAAUACAAGUUAUUAUAACAACUUCUUAUUUUACACGCCAGAUAACUUAAUUUAUGCGCAUCUUCAGAUAGACCCUGAGUUUGAUAGAAUUUCAUCAUGUCACAGUGAUUUUAGUAAGAAUCACGUGUAGACUGUAAUUUUGUCAAACUCAGUAAUGUUCUAAAGAUGCCGUAAGUCUUUUAAUUAUGUGUUAAUUAAUUUCUAUGUUGAUGGUUUGUUGUGUCUCUAUAGUUAAUGUUGUUCAUUUUUUUCUACUGACUAGUGGCUACAACUCAGAAUCAUUGGAGGGUUUCAAGAUAACAUAACCCUAAAGUUGUUACCUUUUGAUGAUCUGAAGUUUUUUUAGGUCUCUCUUCCUAUCACUAUCAUAGUUUUAAUUGAAAGGAAGUUGAUCCGUGUGAGAUCUUCUUUGUCUUUCUUUUUGAUGGAGAGAGUAAUUCUUUGUAUUUAGUCAGUGGCUUUUUCAUUGUCAAUCUUAUAACAGAAAUAAAAUUUGCUUAUUGCAUUGA